Molecule: messenger RNA, 1303 nt
Organism: Aspergillus heteromorphus CBS 117.55
Lineage: Eukaryota; Fungi; Ascomycota; Eurotiomycetes; Eurotiales; Aspergillaceae
Product: DnaJ domain protein
Exons: 2
Coding region: 103-1035 (310 amino acids)
Cellular component (GO): cytoplasm; nucleus
Molecular function (GO): heat shock protein binding
Source: RefSeq, a predicted model, not a curated record
UGACUCACAUCCUCCACCCUCGAUCUUAUUUACAACCACGACGCUCCUUUUCUCCGCUUCACCUCACCCCCAUUGGCCGGUCAUCGCAAUCCCUGCGUCGCCAUGGCGAACGAGGACGAGAUCCCCGCAAUUUCUAACGAACCGCCCCUCGACACCGAUCUGUAUGACAUUCUCGGCGUCAGCGAGGAUGCAACCCCGGACCAGAUCAAGACCGCUUACCGCAAGUUGGCAUUGAAGCAUCAUCCCGACAAGGCGCCCGCGAAACUUAAGGACGAAGCGAACCGCACGUUCCAGCAGAUCGCGUUCGCGUACGCCAUCCUCUCCGAUGAGCGCCGCCGACGUCGCUUCGACCUGACCGGGAGCACGGCGGAGGCGGUCGAGGCGGACGACGACUUUGACUGGAUGGACUUCUACCGCGAGCAGUUCUCCAGUGCGAUCGACACGAACGCGCUCGAUAAAUUGAAGCAGGAAUACCAAGGCUCCGAGGACGAAGUGAAGGAUAUUCUGGCGGCGUACGAGAAUUUCCGGGGCGAUAUGGACAAGAUCUACGACUCUGUGAUGCUGAGUAACGUGAUCGAUGACGAUGCGCGGUUCCGCGCGAUCAUCGACACGGCCAUUGCCGAGGACCGCAUCAAGGAGUACAAGAAGUAUGUGGAGGAGCCGGAGAAGAAGCGCCAGCUGCGACUGAAGCGCGCGCAGAGGGAGGCGGAGGAGGCGGAGGAGCUGGGGAAGGAGAUCGAGGAGAAGAAGGCUGCCGGCAAGGGGAAGGGGAACAAGGGGGGAAACGGCAAGAAGAAGGGCGCCGGGGACCUCAAUGAUCUGGCCGCGCUGAUCCAGCAGCGCCAGACCUCCCGCGCCGCGUCCUUCUUUGACCGGCUGGAGGAGAAGUACAAUGUGGAUGCGGGCCAGGACAAAGCGACGGGCAAGGGAAAGAAGCGGGCGGCCAAGUUCGAGGAACCCCCCGAGGAGGCCUUCCAGGCUACCGCGGCGCGACAGGCGUCUAGCAAGAAGAAGAAGUCCAAAGCAUCGGAUUGAUUGAUUGAUUGAUUCGGUCCUGGGAUAGGAUGGGUCUGAUUGUGCGCUAUUUUCUGGGGUUGGGCGUUUUGGUCAUCCUUUUUCCGGCAGCAUACAGGGAGUGAAUUGGCAAGCAGCAUGGGGAUAUCCGAUGGUUGAUUUUGAUUUUUGAUUUUAUGUUUCUGCCUUGUAUUAAAUAUCCCCGGACUUAGUCUGUAGACAGACAUGGCGUACAUUGCAUUGCAUACAUGCGAUCUGACCGCCGAAAUGAAGAAGAACCUGCUUUGGU